Acanthamoeba castellanii str. Neff is the source of this 591-nucleotide messenger RNA. Its product is annotated as cytochrome P450, family 4, subfamily b, polypeptide 1, putative. The record is from RefSeq and is a predicted model, not a curated record. Gene Ontology annotation, molecular function: oxidoreductase activity, acting on paired donors, with incorporation or reduction of molecular oxygen; monooxygenase activity; iron ion binding. The transcript has 5 exons. The coding region runs from base 1 to 591 and encodes 196 amino acids. NCBI's taxonomy places the organism in Eukaryota, Discosea, Longamoebia, Acanthamoebidae.
AUGCUGGGCGAGGACGAGGACGGCUCCUCGAUGCCCCUCUCUCGCAUUGUAGAUAACAUCAAGACUUUCCUGUUCGCCGGGCACGACACGACAUCUACGUUGUUGUCCUUCGCCGUGGGCAUGAUCGCCACCCACAAGCACGUGGAGGACAAGCUGCUCGCCGAAAUCGACUCCGUGCUGGGCGACCGAUCGGAGCCCACCCACGACGACCUCUCUCGCUUCGUCUAUCUCAAGAUGGUGUUGAAGGAGACUCUGCGCAUGUUCCCGCCAGCGGCGACCGGGCGACGUUUGCCGAUGGGCUACCGCUUGGGCGACUAUGUCGUCGACUACCCGAAGACGGACAUCAUCAUCUCCUCCUACGUCGUGCAUCACGACCCCGAGUUGUGGGAGGACCCGGAGAUCUUCGAUCCCGAGCGGUUCAGCGAGGAGAACUCGAAGGGGAGGCAUCCGCUCUCCUUCAUCCCCUUCCUCGCCGGCAACCGGAACUGCAUCGGCCAGCUGACCUAUCGCAUCACCAACGUGUGCGCCAACGGCAUGAAGGUCUUCGUCUUCCAGCGCAGCCAGCCGGGUGAUGCUGGCCUCAACACCUGA